Pseudopipra pipra is the source of this 14127-nucleotide messenger RNA. RefSeq names its product LARGE xylosyl- and glucuronyltransferase 1 (gene LARGE1). Gene Ontology annotation, biological process: protein O-linked glycosylation via mannose. The record is from RefSeq and is a predicted model, not a curated record. Gene Ontology annotation, cellular component: Golgi apparatus. The transcript is spliced from 20 exons. NCBI's taxonomy places the organism in Eukaryota, Metazoa, Chordata, Aves, Passeriformes, Pipridae. The coding region runs from base 764 to 3124 and encodes 786 amino acids. Gene Ontology annotation, molecular function: xylosyltransferase activity; glucuronosyltransferase activity.
CUCCGGAGCGCGGGGUUGCGGGCACGGAGCUGGAGCUGCCCGCCUGGAGCGGAGGAGGGCGAAGGACCGCUUGCCUGCGCGGAGCAGCGGGCGCUGAGCGCCCGUCCCGGCGGCCCGGGAGCCACCCGGGGAAGGUGUCCUGUGAUGGCCCUUGAUCAGAAAGGCUGCAAGUCAUGUAAAAGCCGCAGUAACUGCAGUCUCUGAUGGAUAAUUGGAUUGCAGGAUGGAGAGAAGAACUGGAGGUAGAAAAGAUGAAGAACAUGGGUUGAGAUAAGAACAACUUACUGGAAACAGCAAUGAAAUAAGAAAACUGAACAAUAACAGCAACAAUGGUAAUGACAGAGUGUACAAGAGAGAGGCAAACGAUUCACCCGUGAUUGUGCACUAUGCAGAAAACCCCCGACAAUACCCGACUGCUCCAUGCCCUGGAAGGGACCCUUUCCUCCAUCCCUGCAAAAUGAGGUAGAAAUGAUGACUGAAAUAUUUUCCAUAUCUGGAGGAAAGAUCGAUGGGUAUUCCUGUAGGAAGCCAAUUGAUCAGUAUGGACUAAAAGCACAGAUCAUUCAGAAAAUCCAGUGCACAACUGCCCAACUGACCUUGAGAAAAUAUUUAAAGAGCACGAAUCAAAUGAAAAACUAAGGAAACUCAAAAGAAAGGAUGGAUAGCUAUACUUAUACUGAGGACCAGAGGUGGAAAACUUUCUGUAGGGUAGGAUUGAAGAGCCCAAGUGAACCUACAAAGAAGUUCAACAGGAACAUAAGGAAUGUUAAAGGGAGUAAUAUGUGGGAGGCUGUGGACUAUUUGCUUCCGACAUAGGAACAGCACUGGGCUUGGAAUCUGCACUCCUGAGAGAAUGCUGGGAAUCUGCAGAGGGCGACGGAAAUUCCUGGCUGCCUCUCUGACCGUCCUUUUUGUCCCAGCCAUUACAUGGAUUUAUCUGUUUGCUGGGAGUUUUGAAGAUGGGAAGCCAGUGUCGCUGUCUCCACUUGAAUCCCAGCCCCACAGUCCUCGGUACACAGCGUCGAGCCAGCGGGAGCGCGAGAGCUUGGAAGUCCGCAUGCGGGAGGUGGAGGAGGAGAACCGCGUGCUGCGCAAGCAGCUCAGCCUGGCACAGAGUCGCAGCCCCUCUCACCACCAUGGCAAUCACUCCAAAACCUACUCCAUGGAAGAGGGGACAGGUGACAGCGAGAGCCUGCGGGCUGGCAUUGUGGCAGGGAACAGCUCCGAGUGUGGGCAGCAACCAGCAGUGGAAAAGUGCGAGACUAUCCACGUUGCCAUUGUUUGUGCAGGGUACAAUGCCAGUCGGGAUGUUGUCACACUUGUCAAGUCUGUCUUAUUUCACAGGCGAAACCCACUCCACUUCCACCUCAUCGCAGAUGCAAUUGCCAAACAGAUCCUGGCAACUCUGUUCCAGACAUGGAUGGUCCCUGCUGUGCGCAUAGACUUCUAUGAUGCAGAUGAGCUCAAGUCGGAAGUGUCUUGGAUCCCCAACAAACACUACUCUGGGAUUUACGGGCUGAUGAAGUUGGUUCUGACUAAGACUCUACCUUCUAAUCUUGAGCGAGUCAUUGUCCUCGACACAGACAUUACAUUUGCCACUGACAUUGCUGAGCUAUGGGCCGUCUUUCACAAGUUCAAAGGGCAGCAAGUUCUUGGCUUAGUAGAGAACCAGAGUGAUUGGUAUUUGGGCAACCUUUGGAAGAAUCAUCGGCCCUGGCCAGCACUUGGGAGGGGCUACAACACAGGGGUUAUCUUGCUGCUUCUCGAUAAGUUACGGAAGAUGAAAUGGGAGCAGAUGUGGAGACUCACAGCAGAGCGGGAGUUAAUGAGCAUGUUAUCCACCUCACUGGCUGACCAGGAUAUCUUCAAUGCAGUCAUCAAACAAAAUCCCUUCCUUGUCUACCAGCUCCCAUGUUUCUGGAAUGUGCAGCUUUCUGAUCACACCCGUUCUGAGCAGUGCUACAGAGAUGUGUCUGACCUGAAGGUGAUUCACUGGAACUCACCAAAGAAGCUGCGAGUGAAAAACAAGCAUGUGGAGUUUUUCCGCAACCUCUACCUGACAUUCCUGGAAUAUGAUGGGAAUUUGCUGAGACGGGAACUCUUUGGCUGCCCCAGUGAGGCAGAUAUUAACAGUGAAAAUCUCCAGAAACAGCUCUCUGAGCUGGAUGAGGAUGACUUGUGCUAUGAGUUUCGUCGAGAACGUUUCACCGUCCAUCGCACUCAUUUGUAUUUUCUACAUUACGAAUACGAGCCUGCUUCAGACAACACCGAUGUAACACUGGUGGCACAACUUUCAAUGGACAGGCUCCAGAUGCUUGAAGCCAUCUGCAAACACUGGGAAGGUCCAAUCAGCCUGGCACUCUAUCUUUCUGAUGCAGAAGCCCAGCAAUUUCUGCGCUACGCUCAGGGCUCGGAAGUACUGAUGAGCCGCCACAAUGUUGGCUACCAUAUCGUGUACAAGGAGGGCCAGUUCUAUCCUGUGAAUCUGCUAAGGAAUGUGGCCAUGAAACAUAUCAGCACACCAUACAUGUUUCUGUCCGACAUUGACUUCUUGCCCAUGUAUGGACUCUACGAGUACCUCAGGAAGUCUGUCAUCCAGCUAGACCUAGCUAACACCAAGAAAGCUCUGAUUGUACCUGCUUUUGAGACCCUACGCUACCGCCUCUCCUUCCCCAAGUCAAAAGCAGAGUUGCUGUCUAUGUUGGACAUGGGAACCCUCUUCACAUUCAGGUACCACGUCUGGACGAAAGGGCACGCGCCAACCAAUUUUGCCAAGUGGCGAACAGCCACCACCCCCUACCGCGUUGAGUGGGAAGCAGACUUUGAGCCAUACGUCGUCGUGAGGAAGGACUGCCCGGAGUAUGACAGGCGGUUUGUUGGAUUUGGCUGGAACAAAGUAGCUCACAUCAUGGAGCUGGAUGCACAGGAGUACGAGUUCACGGUGCUGCCCAACGCCUACAUGAUCCACAUGCCGCACGCCCCCAGCUUCGACAUCACCAAGUUUCGCUCCAACAAGCAAUACCGCAUCUGUCUCAAGACCCUGAAGGAGGAGUUCCAGCAGGACAUGUCACGCCACUACGGCUUUGCAGCCCUCAAAUAUCUCACGGCAGAGAACAACAGCUAGCACCACAGAGCCCGUGUACGGGAAACAGGGACACCAGAGGGAAGAGCCACUCAGCGUGUGGGGCCCAGUCAUCAAAUUUUGAACUGAGAAAUACUUUCUGUUUUUAUAUCAUACUUGGCAGUUCUAACAGUAGAAAUUUGAAGUGACAUGUCUUCGAACUGUGCUCAUUCGUCCCUUCCCCAAUUACCCCAGGCCUUUUGGCUUUAGCAUUCAUGAGGUGUCUGCGAGUAGGGCCGGCCAGGCACCCUCCAUGCCACUGAAGGUGGGGACUGGGCAGGGACUGGGAAUGCACUCCGCUCUCUUGACUGCAGAGCAAAGACAGACCUUCAGAACGUAGAAUUUCAUGUUGCUAUUUAAUAAUUUGACAUGCUUUUUAUCUGUAAAGGAAGAUCUUCGGGUCGCUGUCCUGUGAAUUUCAAAUCUGCACUACUCUAAAAGGGAACUUUCACCUGUGAACUUUCACAGGGACCCUGUUAACAUGGAUGACCUUGCUAAUGCAGGAUGAGCCAAAGGUCUGAAUUAGCCUUGAAAACACAGGGGACACUUAUACAAUACUGCACUCCCGAGAAGCUGUGUUACUGGUUUAGGUGUAUACAUGAUAUCGGUUGGUCUUUUAUUCUCAAAUUAGUUGUUUUAUCAGGAAAAUCCCCUAUACUCCACCCUGCCUUUGCCCCACUCCUAAAUGCUGCUCCUUUCCUUGCCAAGGAAAUGUCUCCCUUGUGUUUCUUCCCCAUCUUCAAUUUUGGUGGACCAGUAAAGAAGAUCAGUAGCUCUGUUAGAAAGCGAACAAAACUUGUCACUGUAAGGUCUGUUUUCACCAGAGCAACUUGUUCACAUGUGUCUACUAAGAUAAAGGGUCUGACUCUAACUCUUUAUCUUUUUCAGGCAAGAAUUGGAUUUUACCUAUAAGGCACAUUGUACCAGGGGAAUAUUGAUUUGUAGGCUCAUUUCAGUGCUGCCCAAACGUGAAGGCUCUGGGCCUUAGGCUUUAAGUGGACUUCUUUGCUGAACAGGGAAUAAAAACUAGUAAAAAGGCAACUAGUAGCCUUGGUGCUCUCCUGCUGCCUGCUGCAAGGUCUCAGAACUACUUCGUUAAAGGAGUUUAUAAUUAAAAGGAGCAGAACUGUUAGGAAUAAACUCCCCAUUCGAGGGGGAGAAAAGAAUGUGUUGGGAAUCUGAGUGAUUGUUUGCUUGAACGUGGACUGGUCAAGUUCACACCAUCGGUACACACAGGAGUACGCUGGAGGGCGAACAGGAAACCUAACAAGCAAAAUGCAGAAAACAAGACACUGGACUUUUUGCCAUUUUCUUUAUCUUCAGUAUUAAUGUUGUGUUUACAUGGGAUGAAGAGAUGAGGUUUAAUGCACUACCCCUUGCAGGGCUAUUUGUAAUUUCUGUUGCAAUGUUAAUAGAGAAAGCAGAAACAACUCAGUGAGAAAUGUGUUCUGUCUCCCUACCCCAGAUCCCCAUACAACCACACAUACCAAUAUUACUGCCUGAGUUGGAAAAUGAAUCUACAUUGCAUUCUGCUCAUUUUUUUUUCCAUUUUGUUUUUCAGCCACUGGAUCUUCUACUUUCCUCCCCACCUCAUCCCUCUAGAGCUUGGUUUUAUUUCUAACCUGACAUUUUGUGAGAGCUUUCUGUUACGGUGGAAACCACGCAGUUUAAACCAGACAUUUAAACUACAAAUACCAGUUCAUCAUUCUCUGUAUAUAUAAGAAAAUCCAAAAAAGGCAACAUCUUUGAGAAGAAAUAAAAAGGGGCGGGAGUCUAUGUGUAGUUUUCACUUUUUCUCCUGGGAGUGUUGGCUGUGUAAGAAUAUAUCACUGCAUAAUUAUCCAAAGAGCUUUUUUUCUCUUCUUAAUAGCUUCAUGUAAAGAUUUACAUAAAAAGCUAGAAAGGGCAGGGAAGAAGUGAGUGCUCAGUUCUGGCUAAGAUAUAUUCUUUUAAAAAAACCAAAAUCUUAACUCCCCAGAUCCCAUAUUAUUCACCAUUAAGGGCUCAGGUCACUGUGCUUAUUGAGAAUGAGAAGAACCCUGCAGCACAGAGUCCUGUUGAUUAGCUAAUGUGCAGAAAGAUACCAAAAGCUGGCCUGAGAGAGUCUGACACUGGUAAUACCUACAUAAAAUCUCCAGUCAGAGUUUCAGUGUGGCCACCAUUAUGUUUCAUGUGUAUUAAAAACUUUCAUUGCCAGAUGUACAUUUCUCCUUGCCCUGCAGCAGCACAACCUGUAGCACGGAACUGUAUAUUAUUUGGAUGUACCAUUAUCAACAUUCUUCUCAUUAUUCUCUUCUCACUGGUCAUGUGAUGAGGAUGGGGGGAGCGGGGAGGUAAUAAUUUGCUACUUGCCUGACUGUACAGUGAGUUCUGGGACCUCCAGGGUAGGCUUAGGUGUGCUGGCUGGUGUAACCAGCUCAAAGAUUGGUAGUAGGUACAAAGAGUCCCUUUCUUUCCUUAUAGACACUGUACUGAUUUGUAUCUGUCAUGUCAUGUUUGUGCUUCAUAAUUUGAGAGGUGUGGGGAUUAGGUUUUUUUAGUACAUUUCAUCUAAUUUACCUAAUAGCAAGUUAGGAUUACAUGUCUGACUGUAACUGCCAGGGCUCCUCCAACACCAUGAAAGAAAACACCACUGACAACAACAAAAAUCCCCAACUUAGUUAUAACUGACUGUCUUCUAGUCCUCUGCUGUAGUAUUUGCUAGCAACUUUGUUACUUAAUUAUCAGUUUUCUCCUGAAAUCUUCAAGAAAUAGCAGAAAAACCUGGUGACUUAAUGCCUUUGUUUUAUUGCUUUGUUCCACCAACUUCUCUCUUGAGUCUUCAGUCUAUGACCUCUCCUUAUCUCUGAUAUUUGGAAAGUGUGAGUCUCUCAUUUAGGUAUCACUCCAGCACCCUCUCAGUGAAGACUGAUGCAAAUAAAUCAUUUAGAUUCUUGGCAUUGUCCUUAUUGUCUUUAAUUGUUUCUUCUACUUAUUGUUUGGGGUGGCCUACCAGAUAUCUCCACUUUUCUGCUUUUGCGUACUGAGCAAAUGUGCAUUUUCAGCUUUAACUUCCUACUGUUUGCUGUUCAGACUCUCUCUUAGCUUCCUCAAACUCCAUCUUAACUAUUGCAUACCUUCCUUUCAGCUUUACAGUGUUUUAUUUCCAUUCUCUGAAGGUUUUCUAUUUGGCCCAAAUAACUUCUAAAAUUUCCAAUUGAGUCAUAUCAGCAUUUCCUUGUCUUCCAUUCAUCUAAGGGAUAGAAUGCUCCAUGGUUAUUUAUAAGGCCCUUUCAAUUUUUAAUCUGAGGAUUUCAGUUUUUCUGUUCUUUUUAAUUAGGGUCACCAAUUCUUCCUUUAAAAAGAUAAAGAGGGCUUUGUUUUUAAAUUUAUAUUGAAUUUCACCUUACUAAGUUUUGAGACUUUGUAUUUUCCUCUUUAACCUUUCUAAAUUCUAACCUUUUCCUAAUCAAGGGAUCAGAAAAAUUCUUUUGUUCCUCUAAUUUGGGCUCUUAUCUUGACACAUUUUGUUCUGUGUCUCCCUUUUCCCUCUCCACUACAAAACAUUGAAACAUAGGAGUCACUCGAAACUUCUCAAGUCCCAAAGCCUGAACUGUGUAUUUCCCAGCACCUUUUGACAUCCCACCACAUUUCAGGCUUAAUUAUUAUUCCAAAUAAUAAUCUGAUGCCUGGCACACAGUCCUCCUGUUUUUGUUUUCAUGCUUCUCCCUUUGAUAUAACAGGCUUUCCAAGUUUAAGUUUUGGGCAAAGUAGUUAUCUUUAUUUAAUACCUUAUUGUAACCCUCUGAUAGGUUUCCAUGAUUUUCACAGUAUAUAUAUAUAUAACACCUUCAAAAGUUUGGCUGUAGUUUCCAUCCUAUCAAUUUCUAGUUAAGGGUCGUCUACCAUUUACCUAUCUGGCAGACCUAGAAAAUGUCUUUGUUUAUCCUGGGUAGUCCUUAAUAUCUAUCAGAUUUUUUUUCCCAAAUCCUUACUUUUAGUAAUUCCUUCCAGGCUUGCUAGUUUCCUAUGUGAGCAAUCUGGUUCCACUUCACAAUUUUCGGGUUUUUUCCAUUUAUAAUCAUUGUCUUGGACUCCGUGAUUUAUCAGGAUUUAGCAGGUGUACCUGCACUUCCAUCACUUUUGUUAGACUGAAUAUGACAUAUACUCACUAAAGUACUGGUAGACUUCAUGUUGUUUGUUGGUAAAUCAUAAACUGCAUUUUCCUUUUACUACAACAAGCAGAGACACUUCAUAGUGUUAUUUGCAGUAGCUGUUGCAGCAGAGUAAGCUCUGUGUUAGAGGGAGAAGCACAAAAACCUUGUCGGGAUUGUAGCUACUGUUUCUCUCCGCAGGGAAAAAUAAGGCCCUAGCACAGCUGAACAGUUUUAUAAAUGCCCUGCACAAAGCACACUGCACAUUAUUUUCUGGUAGGUAUAAUCGUACAUAGUCCAAUUAAAUAUGAAAAAUACAUUUUUAAUGUUCUCAUUUUUAUGUGCAAUUCUAUCCAGAAGAUAAUGCAUUUCCUUCUCUAUCUUGCCAGUUUCCCCCAUUACUCCAGCCUGCCUAAUAGCCCCAUCUGUUUUCAGCUGAGGAAGAUUAAUGACCAGAAGCACUGGGAGUCCUGGCAAAUCAGCAGAGAUAUUACUCUUAGGCAUUGCUCAGGACAUUUGUUCCUACUCUGCCAGAUACUGUAUGGGUGUUCCUCAGGUUUCAGGGCAGCAACAGCAGAACACAGCAAGCUCAGCAAGUGGGGUGAGUGUCAUUAUUUAUGAACUUCAACCAAGUCUAAUACGUUCAAUGGUGAGAGUGUUAAAAAGAGAAUAUAUCAUUGUUAGCUCAAAAAAUAUUUCAAUUUUAGGAAAAAAAAAAGCAUCUGAGUUUCUUCAACUCCAGUGAGUGAGACUGGAACAAAUAAGUCACUAGUAGACAAUGCCAGCCAAUAAUCUAGUAUUUCCACUGCAGUAUUGAAAAUGCAGAAGAAUUGAUAGCUAAAUUAAGUUAUUUUUACAGUAGUAAUUCAUAAUGUAUAUUUAGAUUAUGUGUUUACAUCCAAACACUUCAACGUACUGGGGAUUGUUUGAAGACUGCUACUUUGUUUCACAACAUAAAAUUGCUUGGAAAAGCUGUUUAUUUGUGUUGUCGAUCAUAUGAACAUAUUUGUUCAGACAUGUUAGCGGAUACUCCAGUGGAAGUGUUAGCUCAUUGAGGGUGUCAGGAUGCAAAAGAUCUGAAGUCCAGGGUAAAAGCUUAGUAUCUUUUCAUUCAUUCUGUAUAGUUUACCCUCAUAUGAGGAGAAUUGUUUCCUUGCUCCCAGCAAAUUACUAUUUUUGUAGGGUUAAAAUGUCCUAAAAUUCUGCAAUAUGGGUCCGUGGAAGUCACUGUGCAGGCAGCAAAGGCUGCAUUUGAGAGCUCCAUGGUCCACUGCCAUGAGACACAAGAUUUCAUUCCAGAAGAAAUAGUUCUGAUCUGGGGGUAAUUCUCUGACAAGGGAUUUAGGCACCCUACCCUGACCAGAUAUAUUCAAGAAGAAGUCCCCAAACACAUAAGGCCAAGUAAUUCAAGCCAAGCUAAGCCUGUUUCUCAGUAUUACAGCAACAUAAUUCUCAGUCAGCUGGAUGUGUGAAUUUUCAGCUUUAGCCAUUAUAUCACAAGACUCGUGCAAAGGCUGCAGAGUCAGCAGAGUUGGAGGAUCUGAAAUUUCAAGUUGCUGGUGGACUUAGUGAUUUGCUCAUACGACUUCUUGCUGUCCCCUGGCACGUAUGCAAUAGGACAUAGUCUACACAAUUAUUUGCUCGAGGUUUUUUUAGAGGAUUUCUCUUUCAUUCUGUGCACAGAGUGAAUGAUAUUCAGGUGAAUGAAGCAGCUAGGUGAUAUUUCUUUUUACUUUUGCUUUCAUUGAGCUUUUCAUAAUAUGAUAGCAGCCUUGAUUCUGAGCAAAGUGAGACUUUUUUUCAGAGGAUAGGUAUAAACUGUGAUUUAGGAAAGUCAAUUAUCCCCCAUGCUCUCAGGCUUUCUAAGCAGAACACCUGCAGUGCUGUUCUACAAGCUUUUCUUAUUUGGAGGGAUCCUGUGGAGCUGAUGGAAAUUAUACAUUCAGAGGCCUUGUAGCACUCACCCCUAGCCUAUGAAUGCUAACAUCUGAACUUGCAAGUGUGAUGAAUCCCAGCUCUGUCCAAGCAUGUCUGCUCCAUCACUGGGAGCACUCUAGAGGCUAUCAGCAGUCUUGUCAGGUAAGCACUGAAAAAUGGAGUAAAUAAUUGGAGGUAUGAGGGGUUUGUUUUAAGUAGCCAGAUUUCCAGAGGAAUGAGGAAGACAUAAGCAUUCUGAAGUCCCUCUGAAGAUCUGUUCAUAGGAUCUGUGGGUUGGACUAAGCUCAUUCUUGGAUUUGAGGCAUUUCUUACCCAACACUGGCCAAUGUGGCCCACCUGGAGUAAAUUCUCUGGAUUGUAAAAUUCAUGAAAGUCAGCACUGAGAUUAAACCAUUCUCAGCUCAAAGAUCUUCGUUUCAUUUCUUUGGAUCCCCACACUGAUCUCUUGGUGCUCAGGAAAAAGGAAAAGAAGAAAAAAGAUAAUAGCAAAGAUAACAGUAGAGUUCUGACUACCCAAACUUUCUUAAAUUGUCAGCACUGAGGUCAAUGGUUGGGGCAAAGCUAGAGUUAGUGAGAUUCUUAAAUUUCUCCUUUUGAUCUGCCUGUGGAACUGUUGUUCCAGCAGAACUCUCCAGUGAUGCUAUAGGGAAAGGAAAAGCUCUCCAAUGCUGAUUGAUCCAUGAACUCUUCAUCCAGUCAGAACUAACCACCAGCAGCAGGAAAGAAGCGGCACCACUGUCUGCUUUUGGGGUUUUUUUAGAAGGCAAUAGUGAGUUCAGUCUGAAAUCUAUUAUUCUGAUGAUAAACUUUUCUCAGCUUUUCUGCAUUUUACAUGUAUACUUACUGUGAGUGACAGAGGCCCCUUGGGGUUAGGAAAAGAUGGGACUCAGCAGUUUGCUGGUUCAGAAUGAGAACAAGAUAUGUGUAUAUUCUCCCUUGACACCUUGCACAGUGCUCACUAAUUAUAUUAGCACCAAAUAAUCCAUCUGACCUGAGACUCAGUGUUUGGGCUGGACAGUAAGCUUCUGCUGUGUUGGUAAGAGAACAGACAGAUAAGCAAAAUUAUGCUUUCUGUCCGUUACAUCAAUGAAUAUUGCUGUAUGGGUUCAAAUGGCUCAUGGAAAGUUUACGUCUUGUGGUUUUCACCAUUAAGGUUUAUUCAAAGAAUAGCAAAGUCAAUUAAAAAAAUAAAAGCAAACAAACAAACAAACCCCUGUGAGUUCCAUAAGGAUCCACAAGGAUUAGCAUUCACAGAGAGUCACCAGUGCAGAAUAUUUUUCAAGUUCACCUGCCAACUUUUGUCAUGAAUGCAGAGAAUAGAGGCACCACUGUCUUCUUUCUGCUUAUACUUCAUAGAGCAAAACAAAUGCAUGUACUACAAGCAACUCUCUGAAUCAGAUCACCCAAGACACAAAUAUUUUCUGAUUUGUUGCUUUGAUUUACAUUUUCAUACGUAAAAUUGAAAGUUUGCAAAAACUUUUUUAUUCAUAUUGUUCAAUUUAAAUAUUUAUAUUCACUGUUGAAUAUGAGUCAGCAGAGCCCUGGCAGCCAGAAGGGCCAACUGUGUCUUGGAGGGCAUCAGGCAAAGCAUCACCAGCUGGUUGAGGGAGGGGAUUGUCCCACUCUGCUCUGCACUGGUGUGGCCUGACCUUGAAUGUUUUGUGAAGUUUUGGGUGCAACAAUAUAAGAAGGAUCUAAAGCUGUUAAAGAGUGUCCACAAAGAUGCUGAAGGGUCUUCGGGGGAAGCUGUACAAGGGGUGACUGACAUCACUUGACUUCUUCAGCCUGGAGAAGAAAAAACUUGAGGGGAGGCCUCACAGCAGCCCACAGCUUCCUUACAAGGGGAAGCAGAGGAGCAGGCACCCAUCUCUUAUCUCUGGUAACCAGUGACAGGACUCAAGGGAGUGGCAUGAAGCUAUGUCAGGCUUAGAUUGGUUAUUAGGAGAAGGUUCUUCACCCAGAGGUGGUUGGGCACUGGAACAGGCUCCCCAGGUCACAGCACCAAGCCUGACAGAGUUGAAGUGCUUGGACAACACUCUCAGGCUCAUGGUGUUGUUCUUGGGGCUGGCCUGGGCAGGGCCAGGAGUUGGACUUGAUGAUUCUUAUCCCUUCCAACUCAGUAUAUUCUAUGAUUCUAUUCUGUUUAUUUUCUUAAUAUGUUUCUUAAUGUUUUCUUCUUAUUAUUUUCUUAAUAUGCUUUCUUCUGCAUCUGUCAGGCUUGAAAACAUUACAGCAUUGUCUGUGGUGAAGAUAGAAUUGAGGGAUUGCUGAGGUGUCCUCAGCACCAUGUUAGUGCAGAAACAGCCUUUCCUGUAGCUUGUGGGAUUUUUUCCUUUCUUUGUGCUAUCACAGGUUUUAGUUCUACCUUAGCAGUAUCUCUUCCAGUAAGUGUGAAAGUCUACUGGCUUAUUCUAGACCACUGCAUGAGUUCAUUACUAGAGCAAUGUUUCUGGCAUCGCACCUGAGCCUCCACACAAAUUUAUUCUGCAGGGUUUUUUUCAAUUUUAAUCUUCAAGACUACACCUGGGAGAAAAUUCACCAAUUUGAAGCUCUAACAAUGGGUUCACUAUGUUUUGUUUUAUUUUUAACAUAUUUUGUUCUGACUGCUGUCCAUGACACCAAUAGAUCUUCCAGAAAAAUAUCAUUUUGAGAGGAAGAGAGUCAUUGUAAAUAGUCCAAUGGGACUUAAGUCAGCAGCAUUUAUGAGGGUAAGUAAUCUUCUCAAGCCAGAAAUUUUAGCACAUAUUUCUACUAUGUACUGAUUUCCUGCUAUUUCUGUAAGGCUCCAUUUCAUGAUCCUUCUUCAGACAGCCCAUUCUUGGGUUUUCCACUUUUUCUCUAUAUUCCUAUCUGCUACACCCCUAAAUCCACGUUUAUAUCAGCCUUAGGUAGGUGUUGACAGGUAUUUUAAAGAUAUUAUAGACAGCUUUCACAGUGCUGAGAUCUGAUUAUAACUGUUACAUAGAAAACAGACUCUCUUAAAACAGCAAGAACAUGUUUAAAAAAUAAGAGAAAAAAAAUACUUGGGCUUCUAGGAGAGAGAAGAGGAAAGACUUAGGCCUUUAAUACUAUUAAUACCAAAGCAAGAUCGGGUUGCUUAGGUCCUGACACAUUACUAAGAGUUGGUAGCCAUGCAUAAGAUGACAAUGGUGAUUAUGUGUGGCUCUGGAAGAAACAAUGACUUCAGAAGACUUGGCAGAGAUCAUUUAGUCUGAACCAUUGGUUUCACUUUUUCUAUCCAAAAAGCAUUUUGAUUGUCCAAUGCAAAAAGCAUUUGGAUUGCCUUUCACAAAGCUGUCUCCCAGUAGAAUGGUUUCAAAGCAUGGACAGGCACUAACCAAGUCUAUAAACACUCCCUUUCUUUCCAUCACUUACUCCGUUUCUCCUCCCUACAGCAGAGUACCUGAAGAAAGGUAGCACCAAAGUGUUCUAAAUACCAAAUGUACCUUGCAAUGCUAGAAUCCUUAGGUUUUUAGAUGCACAGCUGGAACCAUUCAUGCCCAGAUUAAGCCCAUGCAACUUGGCAGAUGUCUGAGACCCACAGAGUGGGAGUUUGUCACAGAGUCAUAGAAUCAUUUAGGUUGGAAGAGACCUCUAAGAUCAUCAAGUCCAACCAUAAACCUGACACUGCCAAGUCUGCCACUAAACCAUGUCCCUAAAUGCCACAUCUACAUAUCUUUAAGUGCCUCCAGGGAUGGUGACUCCAUCACUUACCUGGGGAGUCUGUUCCAGUGCUUGACAACCCUUUCGGACCCUGUAGUUCCCUUUGACAGUCAAUGUAGUGAGAAGGAUUUCUGAAGGGGGCAUUUCGGUUCACUUAAGCCCCACAUCGCCCUUUGCUCUGUGACUAUCAGAAAAGGUUACAGUGCUGACGGUCCCCAUGCAAGUGCCUCAGGUGUGUACCUGCCCAAAGUAACACAGGAUAAAUCUGGGCCAGUGAGCAUCAGUUUUAGAGUUACCACCUACUCAUUUAAGAUUGCAGGUGUCAAAAUCCCCUGGAAACUAAGCAGUAAGUGCUACAAGGCUUUAUACUCAGUAUUAGCUGACAAACUUGAGAACAACAAUCUCCAUGAUGGAAAAUGUGUGGGCGGAUCAGCCAUGGGAGGGGAGUGAUUUGUGGACUCCAGAGACUUUGCUACACAUUGUGACAGAUAGCUUGUGCUAACAGCCAGGAAAGCACUCAUUUUCAGCACAAAGUUGUGGGCUUCAUUAUGGUGGUUAGAAUAUUACCCCUGUCAUUGCUGUCCAGGCUGUGCGAGGUUUUGCACUGUAUUAUGCAGAGAGCACGGGCGCCGUUUUCAAUGUGUCAGCCAGCAGAUUUCCAAAAAUGCAGGUAAGAAAGCUGUGAGAAUGAAGGGGUAAAAAUCCUCACCAAUAUCUUUUCAUGUGUUUUUCAUUCUUAAGACUCAAACUUCAUUCCUUUUCUGUCAUGACCAAGGCAAUUCUACAUUCUCCAGGGGAAAACUGGAAUGUCGUGACCUUUAGGGUGAACCAGGCAUGAAGCAAGACUUGUUAUUUUCUCGCAAGGUUUGUGGCACUGAAGGGUUUUGAAUGUUCAACUCACCACCCUGUCAGUAUAUUACCUGGCUGGCUGUCCUUCUGCUUCAACUGAUACCAAACUCUUUUGUUUCUCUUCCCAGCUUGGGGAAAUAUUUCAGGAAAGAAAACAGAAAAGUGUGUCUUCUUUCCUUCUGCUGCCCCAUCUCCCAAGCACCUCCGUCCUCCACGAUCAGACUGAGGCAACUUGCAUUUAACACAAAACACUUAAUUUACACAUAUGCUUCAGUCCACGUGUAAGUUUUCUAGGUGACAACUCUAUCAGGGAAAAUGCUGUUUGGAUUGGGUGUGCAAAGUAAAUGGCUUGUAAAUACUUGAAAAAAAAAAAAAAAAGGUUAAUUUUCAGUUGUGCAAUAAACUUGUGAAAUAAUCCUCUCA